Trichobilharzia regenti is the source of this 843-nucleotide messenger RNA. NCBI's taxonomy places the organism in Eukaryota, Metazoa, Platyhelminthes, Trematoda, Strigeidida, Schistosomatidae. The record is from the annotation of a GenBank genome assembly.
AUGGCUGAAACAGAGGAGGCGGUCAUUUUCCGGCGUAAUAUAGUAAAAGAAAACAAUAGUCUACCAAGUACUACGAAUGAUGCUGACGGGGAGCAAGAGUCUGAAACAGAUUCCAAAGACGUCAGGUUAACUUUGAUGGAAGAAGUUUUACUUUUAGGACUAAAAGACAGGGAGGGCUAUUUGUCAUUCUGGAAUGACAGUGUUAGUUGUGGACUUCGAGGAUGUAUACUAGUUGAACUUGGCCUGAGAAAUAGAAUUGGAUUAGAGCCGAGUGGGAUGCGUCGUAGAAGCUUGUUAUCCAGAUGUAUUGUUGUCAAAAAAAGUGUGCCUACAGGUGAUGCUCUACUCGACGAGGCUCUUAAGCAUAUAAAAGAAAACAAACCUGAAAAUACCAAAACAUGGAUCGAAUAUCUCAGUGGUGAAACAUGGAAUCCGCUUAAAUUACCACUUCAGCUGCGCAAUGUCAGAGAAAGAAUCGCCAAAAAUUUAGUAGAAAAACGUAUAUGCACAACAGAAAAACAGAAUUUCAUCCUUUUUGAUAUGAUGACACAUCCAUUGGUUGAUCUUGGCAGUAAACAACGCAUAGUGAAUCGUGUUCAAGAUGUUAUCCUUAACAAAUGGAGUACAGAUGUUCACAAGAUUGAUAAGCGUCUUUUUUCUCUAGUUCUCUUAUCUCAUUAUUCUGAUGUACUUGAAAGUGCUUUACAGCAUCUUAGUGACAGUGCAUAUGAUCUUGCCAGAAAACGAAUUGACAGUACAUUACAAAUGGAUUUUGUUACAGAAGCGAAUAAAGAAGGUUCUUGUGAAAUGUUAUGGGCAGUUUUAGCUGCUCUUAAUUCUUGA